AUGGCGUCGACGGACCACCUCCAGCGCAAGAAGCACAUGCUGCAAGUGGUGGCCUGGUUGCGGGAGAACUACAAGGUGGGCAAGAGCGGCUCCACCUCCAAGAACGCCGUCUACCAGCACUACUCCGACAUGUGCUCGGAGCGGGGCAUCGAGCCCUCCAUCAACGCCACCUACUUCGGUAAGCUGGUGAAGCGUGCCUUUCCCGGCGUGCAGUACAACCGCAAGGGACCCCGGGGCAACUCGCUCCAGCACUACACCCACCUGAAGCGCAUCAACCACGACAAGCUCAAGCAGCAGCGCCUGGUCGAGGAGGCGAGCCGCGCGGUGGAGAACUGCGGGGUGCCGGAGGAGGAGGCCCUCUACCGGCUCAUGCGGGAGAAGUACGCCGAAAUGUUUGCGCCUCUCGCCGCCGGACUCGACGUUGCGCGCGCGCCACACCACUACGCCGCCGCUCCGCUCCACCCCGUGGCGGCCGCGGCGGCCCUGCUGGCGGCUGACGGCGGCGGGCAUCCGUCCUCCUCCUCCUCCUACGCUCGGCCAACGCGCACGGGCCUCCUCUCCCCCGGAGAUGCCGCCCUCCACGGGGACCCACGCUUCCGGGCGGCGGCGACCUCCUCGCUCCACUCCGGGGCCAGCGACCCGGACGGCGCGACCGGAUCCGAAUCGCCGGCGAGCGGCUCGCCGAGCCUGCCCCCACCGUCGUCGUCGUCUUCGUCAUCGGCUGCCGGCGCGCUGGGCUCUCGCUUCCUCUCCUCCUCGCUCUCCAUGUCCACGGGUGCUUCGCCACCAGCGGGCUCCUCCUACGCUCACCUGGCACACCCGUCGGCCCACCACCACCACCAAGCGGGCAAGGCCGCCACCGCGGGUUUCCCCUCGAGCUCGGCCCACUAUGUCGUCAGCUCGUCCCCACCUUCGUCGCCGGGCAGCGGCCACCACCACCACCCGGGUGGUGGUGGUGGUGCCUACGCGCCGCCAGGCCAUGGCCACGGCGCAUUCGGGCCGGCGGCCUUUGCCUACCCGCCAACGUGCCCCUAUUGCCACCACUGCCUCCACUGCUACUAUAGCGGCGGCGGCGGCGGCGGCGCCCCUGCCGCGGGGCCGCCGGCCUUCUCCGGCGGCGGUGGUGGCCACGUGAAUGCCUACGCGCCCUCCCAUCACCCGGCCGGGCCUUCGUCUGCAGCGGCGGCGGCGGCGGCGGCGGCAGCUCACCUCGUGACGGCCAAGGAAGCGAGCGUGCUUGCCCAGUGGGUCCGCGAGCGACCCUUCCUGCCGCCCAUCGGCACGCACGGCGGCCCCUCGGCGCCUCGCAGUGCCGACUCGACCAACGUCGUCGUCGACGACGAUGACGAUGAUGACGACGGCCGUGGCCGCCGCGACGAAACUGACGAGACACACAGCCACCGCCGCGAGUCCGCGCGGGCACAAGGGCCAGGCGGCCGAGUGGCAGGCCAGUGGUGA
Molecule: messenger RNA, 1458 nt
Organism: Acanthamoeba castellanii str. Neff
Lineage: Eukaryota; Discosea; Longamoebia; Acanthamoebidae
Product: RFX DNAbinding domain containing protein
Exons: 4
Coding region: 1-1458 (485 amino acids)
Biological process (GO): regulation of transcription by RNA polymerase II
Molecular function (GO): heme binding; electron transfer activity; DNA-binding transcription factor activity, RNA polymerase II-specific
Source: RefSeq, a predicted model, not a curated record